CCCCCUCUUAGGCAGGACACGAUGUGGAUCCAAGUACGCACCAUGGACGGCAAGGUGACCCACAGGGUGGACUCGCUGUCCAGGCUGACCAAGGUGGAGGAGGUGCGGCGCAAGAUCCAAGAGCUUUUCCACGUGGAGCCCAGGCUGCAGAGACUUUUCUACCGGGGCAAACAGUUUGCCAAGUAUGCCGCGGUGCUUCAGACGCUGCCCGACGUGUCUAGUGCUGGCAGAACAUUCUGGAACUGGUACCCCGAGAACGGCGUGGUGCAGAUGAGCUCCCGGGACGUCCGCUCGCGGGCCCGCACCGUCCUGCCCUGGGAGGAGCUGGAGGUCGGCCAGGUGGUCAUGCUCAACUACAACCCCGACAACCCCAAGGAGCGUGGCUUCUGGUACGACGCCGAGAUCCUGCGCAAGCGCGAGACGCGGACGGUGCGGGAGCUGUACGCCAACGUCAUGCUGGGGGACCACUCCAUCGACGACUGCCGCAUCAUCUUUGUGAAUGAAAUCUACAAGAUCGAGCGCCCGGGCGAGAGCACCCCAGUGGUGGAGAACCCCUUGCCGCGGAAGAGCGGCCCCUCCUGCAAGCACUGUAAGGACGAUGACAACAGGCCCUGCCGCAUCUGCGCCUGCCACCUGUGCGGGGGCAAGCAGGACCCCGGGAAACAGCUCAUGUGUGAUGAGUGCGACAUGGCCUUCCACAUGUACUGCCUGCGUCCACCCCUCAGCAGCGUCCCCGAGGAGGACGAGUGGUAUUGCCCGGAGUGUCGCGUUGACACCAGCGAGGUAGUGUCGGCCGGAGAGAGGCUGAAAACGAGCAAGAAGAAGGCGAAGAUGGCGUCGGCGACCUCCUCCUGCCAGCGGGAUUGGGGCAAGGGCAUGGCGUGCGUGGGCCGCACCAAGGAGUGCACCAUCGUCCCGCCCAACCACUACGGCCCGAUCCCCGGCGUGCCCGUGGGCACCAUGUGGCGCUUCCGCGUGCAGGACAAUGGGGACCACUUCACGUACACGGGCAGCGGCGGUCGGGAUCUGUCCGGGAACAAGAGAACCGCGGAGCAGUCCUGCGAUCAGAAGCUCACCAACACCAACAGGGCACUGGCUUUGAACUGCAGCGCGCCCAUCAAUGAGCGCAGAGGGGCCGUAGCCAAGAACUGGCAGGCAGGGAAGCCGGUCCGCGUGGUGCGCAACGUUAAGGGCCGCAAGCACAGCAGGUUUGCGCCCACCGAAGGCAACCGCUACGACGGGAUCUACAAGGUUGUAAGCUACUGGCCCGAGAGGGGCAAGUCGGGCUUUCUGGUGUGGCGGUAUCUACUACAGAGGGACGACGACGAGCCCGAGCCCUGGACCAGGGCAGGUCAAGAACGCAGCAAGAGGUUGGGGCUGACCAUGCAGUAUCCCGAGGGCUACUUGGAAACGCUGGCCAACAAGGAGAAGGAGAAAAAGGGGAAAGGAAAGGGAAAGGCGAACAAGGCGGCAGAGCCACAGGAGGAGGAAGAGCCGGAGGAGGAGGCGGCGGAGAAAGAGGAGGAAGAGCCGGAGUCCAGGUCGGCCAAGGGCCGAGGCAAGCGGAAGCGGAAGCUGGCAGGAGGCAAUGGCGCGGACCCCAGGUCCCAGCGUGGGGCGCCCAAGAAACCGCUGGUGGAGCCCUACAGCCUGACGGCCCAGCAGAACCGGCUCAUCAAGGAGGACAAGAGCAACGCCAAGCUGUGGGCCGAGAUCCUCAAGUCGCUGAAGGAUGGGCCGAAGUUCCUGAGCGCCGUGGAGGAGACGUUCCAGUGCAUCUGCUGCCAGGAGCUGGUCUUCCGCCCGGUCACCACUGUUUGCCAGCACAACGUGUGCAAGGAUUGCCUAGACCGGUCCUUCCGGGCCCAGGUCUUCAGCUGUCCUGCUUGCCGUUAUGACCUGGGACAGAACUACACCAGGCAGGUCAACCAGCCGCUGCAGGAUGUCCUCAAUCAGCUCUUCCCCGGCUAUGGCAACGGGCGGUGAUGGCGCAGGCACCUAGCGCCACCACCCCUCCCUCCCCGCACCCCCACUGCCCAGCAAGGGGGGGGAGAUUACCCUUUCCAGCCCUCAUUUGACUUGAUUUCCAGUGGGCUUAAUGUCCACAUGUAGGUCUCUCAAACCCCCCUAACAUGGCUUGUCUUCCUGUCCUUUUUUAAGAAAAAAGCAAAAACAAAAAACCUGUACACACCCAGGAAACUUUUAUAGAUUGUGGCAAGAGAAGAAAAAACAAGUAGGACUUCUCCAUUGCUCAUUUUAAAGAAAGCCUGCCGUUUUUCCACCAGGGGAAAGGCAAAAAAAGACUGUUUUUAUGGCGAGGCUGAGGGUUGGGGUUGGGUUUUGGCUUGAAAGAUGGGAUUACAAACUGCUUCCCUUCGAGAGAAGGCAACCAGGCCCCCAACAGUACGGGGUGGCCCAGGGCCUGUCACCGCCACAGAGAAGCCCGAGGGGCCGAGCCCAGCCACUGAGAACUGUCCUUCCCCCGGUGUGUGGCUCAGGCUCCGAAGGGCCAGCACUGCCGUCGUCAUAUGGGGCCGAAUUCCCACCCAGGACAUGGCGGGGCUGCUGGAGCCAUCACCUGGAGGUGCAGAGGAGAGACCGGGUUUGGCCUCCUGCGAACUCACCCUGGUGGCUCCCACAGCAGCGGUUCAAGGACACACAGCAGUUUUGGAGCGCUUUGGAGACCAGCCCCUCUGAGGCCCCCCUGCCCCGCCCCAGCCACCACCGGAAGCCCUGCUGACAAACGCACAAAGCCUCGUCCAAGUGCCUUUGGAUUUUUGUUGUUUUGCCUCUAGUAGCAUCGAAAACAGCCAGAUCAAAAAGCCGCUCGCUCCUGCGGUCUUGGUGGUUCGACCCUGCCUUUUAGCCCAGUUUUUACACGAGAAUUUUAGCCUGACAGCGGACAAUUACAAGAGGGGUGUCUGUUUGUUUUUUUUUAACACUUUUGAAAUGAAAUGUUUUUGUAGUUACUGUGUAUGUACCCAGGGAGCUUUAAAGUAGUGGUGGUGGUGGUUUUGCUUUUGGUGGGGUGUGUUGGUUUGGUUGCUGGUUUUUGUUUUACACUUCUUUGGAAUGGUUUAAGUCUGGCGAUCGGACCACAGUUUGCAGCUCAUCCUCACGAUCCACAGACUAGACACACUCAUCUGCACACAGCCUGGUGCCUACUCAGAGGUGGUUUGGUUUGGUUUGGUUUCAAACCCCUCUCUCGUGAUAAGGCUGUUAAUGUCUUAGGGAAAUAAUAAUAAAACUAUGACAGAUUCCCUUGUGUAAGCUUUUUGGAAAGCAUUCAACAAUUUUAUCCAAAUUUUAGAUUCCCACAAUAAAUGUCUUUGACAGCUCCA
Messenger RNA from Echinops telfairi (small Madagascar hedgehog), 3341 nucleotides. RefSeq names its product ubiquitin like with PHD and ring finger domains 1 (gene UHRF1). Gene Ontology annotation, biological process: negative regulation of gene expression via chromosomal CpG island methylation. NCBI's taxonomy places the organism in Eukaryota, Metazoa, Chordata, Mammalia, Afrosoricida, Tenrecidae. The coding region runs from base 22 to 1986 and encodes 654 amino acids. The transcript has 14 exons. Gene Ontology annotation, molecular function: ubiquitin protein ligase activity; protein binding. The record is from RefSeq and is a predicted model, not a curated record.